AUGCCGGUUGAAGUGUCCUUCAAGAAGAAGGCGCAAGGGGGCAGGAUGAUGCAGGUCACGGUGCUUUCCGUUGAGCACCAGAGUGAGAUGAAAGUUCUUGACUUGAAGAAGUCAGUCAUUGCAAAGAUGAAUGAGAGUGAGAACGCCCACAAUUUCCGCAUUUUCUCUGAGGGUGAGCUGGAUGUGAAGAGCGGUGUGACGCUACUCAAUGAUAGCAACCCAAUCGGUGAUGGUGAAAAGGUGGAUAUUAUUUUCCAAGAUUUGAUGUCCCGUCUCACGAGUAGUUUGAACGACUUCGCCAAAACCGACAUGGGCAAGAAGGCAGAGGAGGAGUGGCAGAAGAUUUUGAAGGACGGCAUUCCAGAGUCGCCCCGUGACCAAGGUGCUUCUUCUUCAGGUGUUCAGACUGCAGAGGGUCGCGACGGCAUUCCAGAGUCGCCCCGUGACCAAGGUGCUUCUUCUUCAGGUGUUCAGACUGCAGAGGGUCGCGCUGUCGGUCUUCGCAAAAUCAGCAUUCCAACCAUGUAUGGUUCUAUGGAAGCGGAUGCUUUCCUCAUCACCUACAUCCAGAACAAACCACAUGUCACCACCUACAACGGCGUCUAUCAGGUUUCCAAGCGCUUUGUUCAGACCCACAAUGUCGUCAUCUUAAACCAAGAUGAGGACGAGGAGCGUGUCCCUUCCGCCGAUGAGGACAUGGAGGAUGAGGUCUUUGUGGCAGAGGUGGAAAAUGUCAACCAGUCCAUCCCCGAGACCACCACGCAGGUUCCAGAUGUCAGUGUUUCAGAGAUUGCCCCUUCCACGGCUGAACCAGAUGAUGAGCCACAGGGUCAGUUUUGGAUGCUGAAGUAUGUGUUCCCAAACAAAGCGGAGAAGGAGUUUGCAAUCAACCCCAACGUGAGCAUUGCCGUCCUCAAGGAGAUCAUCAUGAAAGACGCUGGGUUCAAAAAGGAAGAUGUGAAGAAGCACACAUUCCAAAAGGGCGAGGACAUCUUGGCCAACAACCGGCAGAAGGUGAAAACCGCGCUCAAGGACGACGAUUUGGUGCUGGUGCGUUCUUCUUUGACUGGAGGAGGACGAGCAGUGAAGAAGGAUGCCAAGGAUGAGACCUUCAAGAAGUUCUUGCUUGAGGAAAAGAAGAAGGCGAUUACGGUGAGUGCUCAGAUGAUGAACCAGAUGACCUUCGGUGAUGACAUCCAGACCGUCAUGAAGGAUGUGAAGACAAAGGCGGAGAGCAUCUACAUGACCACACAGGAGAACCCGAAGUUGACAAUGGUGAAGUUGCUACGGGGCAUGAGCAGUGAUGCCUUGAAGGACUUGGUGAAUUACAACACCAACAAGUCUGACCUUCGUGCCACGGGCAUCUGCGUCAAGAUGAUGAGCGCAAACCUUGCCAACUUCGCUAAGAUGUCAAAGGACUUUGACAAUGCCAAGGAAACGGUGCUUCAGGUGUUCAACAUGGUCUUCACUGCCAAUUUCUUCAAGAACAACACCUCAUGGGAUUGGAAGAACUUUGAGAAACUUGUAGAGGUGGAGGUUGGCAUCAAGGAGACGGCCCCCACCAGCGCAUCGGCGAGUGCUCCUACCCCAGCAGUGGAGACAUUGUCGGAUACCAACAUGGGCUGA
Molecule: messenger RNA, 1626 nt
Organism: Effrenium voratum
Lineage: Eukaryota; Dinophyceae; Suessiales; Symbiodiniaceae
Source: the annotation of a GenBank genome assembly